Molecule: messenger RNA, 1559 nt
Organism: Rhinichthys klamathensis goyatoka
Lineage: Eukaryota; Metazoa; Chordata; Actinopteri; Cypriniformes; Leuciscidae
Product: probable G-protein coupled receptor 34
Biological process (GO): G protein-coupled receptor signaling pathway
Cellular component (GO): membrane
Molecular function (GO): G protein-coupled purinergic nucleotide receptor activity
Source: RefSeq, a predicted model, not a curated record
GGGUUCGAGUGGAACGACCUCAGCGAACUUCAACCUAACAAGGAGAACAAAAGCAUCCCGCCGAACACGAUGAGCACCACCGCCUGGCCUCCGAGCCGCUUCAGCGACCACACCGCCGCCUCGCUAACACACAACCGCUCGUGUGCGCUGGACGAGGACAGCUUACGGCUGCCGCUAGCGGUGCUAUACUCGCUCAUCUUUCUCUUCGGCCUGGCGGGAAACCUGCUAGCUUUGUGGGUCUUCCUCUUCCUGCACUCGCGCAGGAACUCCGUGCGCGUCUUCCUCAUCAACGUAGCGCUAGCGGAUCUGGUGCUGCUAUCGUGUCUUCCCUUCCGCGUGCUGUAUCACUCUCAAGGGAACGUGUGGACGCUGGGCCCGCGCAUGUGCAAGGCGGUGGGAAACCUGUUCUACAUGAACAUGUACGUUAGCAUCACCCUGCUCGGUCUCAUUAGCCUAGACCGCUACCUGAAGAUCAUCGGCGUGAGAGGCGCUCAGAGAGGCUGCGGGCCGCGCUGGCUACGAGGGAGCCGCUGGAGUCAUGUGACCUGCGUUCUGCUGUGGACCUGCUCGUUAGUGAUGGUUAUCCCCAUGAUCGCACUGGCCGAGGGCAACGAGGAGCCUGGGAAGUGUUUCCAGUACAAGCAAAGGAAACAUGCGCGUGGGAAAGCCUACUUUAACCUGUUCUUAGUGGGCGUGUUCUGGCUAGUGUUCGGGGUUCUGCUAGUGUCGUAUGCACGGAUCGCACGCCGACUGCUACGAGCGGCGCGCGACAAACCAGACCUACCGAACGCCACCCGCUACGACCGCACCGCUAAGAAGUCGUUCGUGGUUCCGCUACUCUUCACCGUGUGCUUCGUGCCGUAUCACGCCUUCAGACCCGUCUACGUAUCGUCCCAGCUUAGCGAUGCUAGCUGCGAAACGCAGAGGCUAAUGGACCGAACCAACGAGGUCAUGCUUCUGCUCUCCGCGCUCAACAGCUGCCUGGACCCCGUCAUGUACUUCAUGCUCUCGGGUUCGGUGCGCAAAGCCACGCUACAGGCGUUAGCGCAGCUAUUCCACGCGCAACACGAACCCGCUACCACCAACAGCUCCACCACUGAGUUCAGGAGGACGUCUGUCUCCGCCGACGCAGUGCUAGCUUCGUCCCGCGCGAGUCUGGGAUUGAUCAUGCUGCGCCGCUCCAAACCUGCGCUCAACACCGGCGCCGACGGAGAUCAGUGUCGCAAUCACACCGAUCAGCAGCAUCUCAGAGACCACGAGUCUCUCUGACACACUGGGCUGUGAACGCUGCAUGGGAGAGACUCAUGGGAAACCAGGACUAGCUUGAAAUGUUAGCAUGGGAAAUUUCACUUCUAUGAGCAUGUGUGGGAUAUACGGCGGGAUACACAUCUGCAAGAGAUCACUAAACAUCUGGCGUUAGUGUUCAGACACAGACAAGAAAUCAGACACAACUGGAGACAGUCAGAGCUGUCAAAACCUCAAAGACAUUACUUCCAGCAACAGCAGUGAUGCAGAGACGGCACGAGGGAACGGCGCCUCCCACUGGAGGAACUGAGUUA